AUGGGGAAAGAAGCUGUUGUCGGUAGAUACGGAUAUUGCUGCGCGCCGAUCAUCAGAGGAGACUACUACUUACUACUUAGACUAGAGCCUAGGUUCCGAGAGUUAGCCGUACCUUUUCCCAACCCAAGAGUUGGCCAGCCAGAUAACCCAGGGAAACCAACCCCUUUGAAUCAAUCAAUCAAUCAACAACAACGUCAAUUGUUGUUGCACAAAACCUGCGUGAUCCACGUUGAUCCUGUUUACCGCGCGGGAUUUCCUUCAACUCGCCCAUCAUCUGUAACAGGAUUUGCGGGGUUAAACGGGAGGGAGGGAGAUUACGUCUCAGACAGACAGACAGACUCCUGGGCCAACUUUUAA
This is a messenger RNA of Aspergillus niger, 357 nucleotides long. RefSeq lists its product as hypothetical. The coding region runs from base 1 to 357 and encodes 118 amino acids. The transcript has 3 exons. Lineage: Eukaryota; Fungi; Ascomycota; Eurotiomycetes; Eurotiales; Aspergillaceae. The record is from RefSeq and is a predicted model, not a curated record.